Messenger RNA from Notodromas monacha, 2433 nucleotides. The record is from the annotation of a GenBank genome assembly. Lineage: Eukaryota; Metazoa; Arthropoda; Ostracoda; Podocopida; Cyprididae.
AUGAGGAUUUGCCUGUUGCUGCUGCUGCUGACGACCUCAUUAUGGCAACGAAUCACAGCAUAUUCGAAUGAUUUAUUCGCACAGCAACGCAUCACAUACCGCAUCGAAGCCGAAAUGACGUUCGCAUUGCGUGAGCACGAGAAAAUCUCCUUUGUCAAUACGGGAGUAGAUGAAGCGACUCUUGAUCCGUGUUGCGAUUCCUUCAAAGUUUUCGUAAACGGGAAAUUGGUGAUCAAUUUAGCCAGUUCUCAAGCCGGCCCCGGAGAAACCUGGUGGGAAUACAAAGCAAUCAGAGAUAGAACAGAAAUCCGUGUUGCAUACAUCCGCGGUGUGGGCAGUGAUCCGGGCCUGAAAGGAACUUACUACAUCACAUGCGAAAAGCCGUGUAAUUUCGGGACAUGCGAAGUGAACAGAUAUUACGGGGCUCAUUACUACGAUAAUGAACCGUUAUUGUGCAAGUGCUUUGAAAAUUACGGCGGGAAAGACUGCAAUGUGACUACAGCUCCGAAAGCAACGGAAGGAGUGUUGAUACCUUACACUUCCGGCGAAGGAACGAGCAGUCGUUGGGAUUUCCAACUCCAUCCGAAUGAACUCAUCACGUUCGGAUUGCACGAUAUCAAAACAUCCGGGGCUUUGGUCUUAGUGUUGGUCAACAACGAAACCUCACUGUUGGUCAACAACAAAACUUCUUUCCCAACUAAAGAGGAAAUCCGGUUGAUGAAGGACAAUUUCACGGUUAUCUCGGGGGUAUCGGGCGGAAACGUCUCAGUGAGUUUGCAAUUUCCUCAAUAUUCAUAUUCAUCGUAUCAGCUGCAGUCGGAGGACGUCAGAACCGGGAAUCCAAGAAUAUCCUACAACAUUUCUUGCACCCCGGGGUACUGCAAAGGAGGCGACUGUCACACCAACAGAACCAAUACAACUUCAAACCCGCCCUUCUGCAAGUGCCAUGCGCAUUACAAGGGACCGAGAUGCGAACAAACGGUGCACGAUUGUCCUCUGGAUUGUUCCGAGAACUCGGAAUGCGUUUGGACAGGGGAAAGGUACACUUGCAAAUGCCUCAUUCAAGGAUUCGUUCACAACGGGACCGAAUGCAUCGACAUAAACGAAUGCGAAUCCCCAGAAAACCCCUGUUCAUCAACAGAGAUCUGCGUCAACACCCCGGGAUCCUACGAAUGCAAAUGUCCACCAGAUCACCAAGCGUUGCAGACCUCGGCCGGAAUCGAUUGCGUGUUCAGUGGUUGUGCUUUCCCAUGGAAUGAGUCCAAGGAUAGGAAGUGUUACCUGACUGAAGGUUCCCGAAAAACUGCAAAAAAUGCCUCGGACUACUGUGGAACAUUCGGAGCAGCGUUGGUCAAGACAGAAAACAUGUCCCAAGUAGAAGAAAUCGGUUUGGCGUCCAAAUCAGCUCUGGUAUGGAUAAGUCUAACAGACAGCGAAGGAGAAGAGGACAACUGGAAAUGGGACAACACUGCUCAAUCCAGCUCGCCAAAUUUUUCCAACUGGGGACCUGGUUUCCCAGACGGCUCAGCAGAUUUUGCCGUCUUGUACCCCAACAGAUGGACCACGAAAUUUCGGAAUUGCAAUGCCAAAAAACGCUUCAUUUGCGAAACCACGGACCCGUUUUGUCCUUCCGAGUGGAUCAGGCUCGAAAAUGUUCCCGGGAAGUGCUUCUUCCAAUCGAAAACCGUCUGCAGUCACAAAGAGGCUGUAAAAAAGUGUUCUCAAGCCGCAGCUUACGGCAAAUUGGCAGUGUGGAAUAACGAAACGUUUUUGAAUUUCAAGCCUACCUUUUGGGACUCUGUCAUAGGCGAAGGUUCCGCUCAAUUCUGGGUGAAACACACAAUUUGUGGAGGCAUCUCCAAUUGCACUAUGCUCUUCGAAACAGCCUUUGACCCAUUCCUAGUGGCUAAAGAAAUCUUUGACAAUUUAGGAAGCAUAUUUCGGAACAAAACUCAAGAUCAAACAGAAGACAUCUUCCAGGAUAAAAGUUGCGCCUACAUUUUCCCAAACAAAUGGGCCGACUACAACCAUGACAAAAGCAUGUUCAGAAAUAGUCCUGGUCCAGCCGUUGCAUGUCAACGUCGGACAUCUUAUAAACUACUGAAGAAUUUAGACAAAGUGGGAACUCAUUUUGAACCAUCCGGUUUUCCCAGGACAACAGAAAUGGCAAUGACUAAUGUGGUCAACUCAAUAAAACCACCAGAAAAAGUCAGCACCAGUAUGUACACUAAUGUGGAACAGACAACAGAGAGCAUUCAAACUGAGGUGGUCUCAGAACUUGGCUGAAGGCAAAUGUGAUUAGCAGCUGCUGCACCAUUCAAUCAAUUGUAGUGUAUGAUGUUCCUCAUGUAUUACAUGAGACACUGUGGAUGUAUGACUUACAAUUUCAAAUUUCAUUUGUGAGCACAUAAAAUUUUCUUUUUAGCUCUUGCA